This is a messenger RNA of Nematostella vectensis (starlet sea anemone), 4912 nucleotides long. RefSeq names its product FK506-binding protein 15. The coding region runs from base 90 to 4214 and encodes 1374 amino acids. Lineage: Eukaryota; Metazoa; Cnidaria; Anthozoa; Actiniaria; Edwardsiidae. Gene Ontology annotation, molecular function: peptidyl-prolyl cis-trans isomerase activity. The transcript has 34 exons. The record is from RefSeq and is a predicted model, not a curated record.
GGACAUGUAGGAAGUGGAACCUUUGGUUCUGUCACGAGUUGGUUCGAUCACAAGAAACUGAAACCUCAAUCCAAAUUUCCUCCCGGGAAAUGUUUUCCGUUUCUUCCGAGGACGACGAUGGAACGUUCUCACCACCGAUGAGUGGAAGUUCGUCGAAAUUGGCGUCUCUUUUUGGUCAAGACAGAGCUUCAUUUACUGGUGGAAAUGAGUCCCUAACCUACACCGCACCGAAGCAGCCCAAGAAAGAGAAACCAGCUGCACAAGCAUCAAGUGAUGCCCCAGCUGUUGUGUUCGCUGCCGCUGUGUAUGCUUACAAAUAUGUUAAUGGACAGCAUACAAGCCAAGGCAAGCUUGGGGCAGCUAUUUUGGCCAAUCACACUUCAUGUGAUUACAAGAUUCUACUCUAUGCAUCAAAGCAACAACAAGUCGCAACAUCACAAAUCCAUGCCCAGUUUGUCUUUACGGUACAAGACAACAAUUAUGCCAGUUUCUGUGAUGAUCAGCGCCAGCGAUGGUCCAUCUGUUUUGAUUCUGAGAAGAAUGCUAAUCGGUUUGCUAAGCAGAUUGGGUUGCUGACAUUCAAUUCUUCUCCAACAUCACUUAUAAUGCAGGAUCUUCACCCAGGAGAGGGCCAGGCUAUAGAAACUGGUGAUGCUGUGGAAGUCAAAUACACUGGCUGGCUUUUGGAAAAUGGGAAUUUUGGCAAGGUUUUUGACAGCAAUGCAGGAACAGACAAGACAUUCAAAUUCAAAACUGGCAAAGGCAAAGUUAUCAAGGGAUGGGAUCAGGGUGUUAUUGGAAUGAAGAAAGGAGGCAAAAGAUUUAUUGGCAUACCAGCAUCUCUUGCAUAUGCCUCAAAGGGAGUUCCAGGUCGGGUGCCUUCUGAAUCCCCGCUCCUUUUUGAAGUUGAAGUGCUAAGGAUCAAGUUUAAAGAUGGCAGUACUAGUGAAUCCUUGAACAGCUCCCGGACCGAAUCACCUGUUACAAUACAAGAACCAUCACCCAGCCCCUCGCCAGGAGCAUCAGGGCUGGGACUUCCAAACAUUACCGCUGAGCCAUCUGGGGUCAAGACAAGAUCAGAUUCUGCCUCAAGCUCAAGCAGCAUCAAAGGCAGAACCGCUUCUUUAUCAGAACAGCUUUCACAGGAUGGUAACGUGCCAGCUGACAGAAUCUUUGGAUCUAUUCAGUCACCAGGAAAGAACAGUGAUAAAGCCCGUCUGCUUGCCAGGAUGUCCAAGAUGGGAAAAAACGUCCUUACUAUUCCUGGAGCAGUGGCCGCCGAGGCUGAAGAAGAGGAAACUUUAGAGGAGGUGACCAGUCCAAGCGAAGAGCAGCCAGCUGAACCGACUCCAGAAGAACAUGUGGAACCUGAACCUACAUUGGCAACAGGUUCAUCAAAUCCUCAUCACCAUGGCAACCCCCAUCCUCAUGGAAACCCUCGUCCCAAGCCCCAGCUCCCCCAACGCCCCACACCCAUCCAGCCACACCCAGAGGUGCAACAGACAAUGGGUGCACAAUCAAUCAGACAAGGCCAGCAGCCUUUGCCGUCAUACUCAGCACCGCAGCAGCUUGCAGUUUAUCAGACGCCGCCCAUGUCAACGCAAGGUAUGGCUAUGCCGCCACAGUACUACCCGCAACCUCCAGUGUACCAGAGCCAAGUAUACACCCAGCCAGUGGCGCCAGCUCCUCCCCCUGUCAAUCAGCCAAGCACUAGUGACGCCAUGGUUCCUGUUCUGAUGGCAGAGACACGUCAGCAGCAGAGUGAAGUUCGCAUGGCAAUCAAUAAAGUCUCGGAGAAAGUGGACAAGAUGUUACAUAAGUUUGAUCGUCUUCAAGGUCCCUCCUCUCUUGUUCCCGCCUACCAACAACCGUCCGGCGCGGCCUUGGACCCUGCUACUUUACUCACCACCAUCACCCGGAUAGUACAGGAAAACGAGAAGCUUAAAACAGAGAACGUGGAGCAAAGCAAGAAGAUCGACGUUCUCAACGAGAAAGUCUCCGAUUUGCUGCAGAAGAAUCAGAGGUUUGUGGAGAAAAGCAAUCAGAUGAUGGAGCAAAGUAGCGACUCCCUCCAGCACAACUCAGCGGCCAACCAAGCCAGGUUAAUUACACUAGAGCAGGAGAAGAGCUCGAUAUCAUCGGAAGCAACUGUCCUCAAGACACAGCUGGCAAACGCUCAGACUGAGCUUCAGAGCUUACGGAAACAAGAGGCGGAAAUGCGAACAGUGAUGAACAAAGCUACUUCAGAGAGCGAGAGAUUUCGCGUAGAGCUUGAGAGCCUUAAAGAAUCACUUUCUGAGAGUCAACUUCACACAGAGAAACUAAAACAAGACCUGAAAGAGGAAAAACAGACAAGAAAGAGAGUCGAGAGCCGUGCUGACCAUGUAGAGGAAGAAAUGGCAGAUUUACAGCACGAGAAAGACAAACUUGAAAAGAGCGUUGCUGACCGCAAAAAGAAACACACCCAAGAUCGGCGGAAGUUUGAAGAAGAGCUAGAAGAGCUGAGAGCUCAACACGAGGAUGAGAUCAAGUCCCUCAAGGAGAAGCACCGGCGGGAGAAGAAAAACUCGGGAAGCGUCACUACUGAAGAGAUUUCCAAGAUGGAGAGCGAUCUGGAGACUCGAUGGACCGAGAAGGCGACAAAGAUGGUCUCUCAGGCCGUGGAGAAAUGGAAAAGGAAGUAUGAUGAUGUUAUCGAAGAACGAGACGAAGCCGCGAGGAAACUUACGACCUUGGAAGACAAGUUAAGCUCAUUGAAGUCCAUCGAAGAAAAGAAAAAUGAGGAAGUAAACAACUUGCAAGAGAAAAUUGACGAGCUGCAGAAUUUACAGGAAAAAUUUACCAGUGCAACGUCUACAGGACAAGAAAAAGACGUUGAGAUUGAGCGACUGAAGAUCGCGGUACAGGAACUCGAGGAGGCGAGAGAGAAGAUGAGAACCAAGACUCUGCAGAUGAAAACACAGUUCGAGGAACAACUUCAAGCAACCGAAGAGGAAAACGAGCAGGCCGUGUCGGAAUCUUACCAAAAAGGCUUAGCACAAGGUCGUGCCCAGGCCUCCAGGAGCCAGGCACCUUCCCAAGAUGUCGUCACUGAGGUGAAGAAAAUCAUGAAUAAUGUAUUCCACGAGCUGAAAGCUGAGUUUGCCGCGGACACGCAGUACACGGGCGCCGAGAUCAUGGCCGUCAUAUUACGAACUAUAAAGGAGAUGACCCUGAGGCUCAUUAACCCGAAUCCUGAAGAUGAAGGCGUCGACGAAGAAGAUGAUGACAAGGAUGAGGUUGACGAGGAAGAAGAGGAGGAAGAGGAAGACGAAGAGGAUGAAAAGGAAGAUGAGGACGAAGAGCAGGAAGAAGACGAAGUUCAUGAUAAGGACGAAGACAGCGAGGGUGAACGAGAACCUCAGAUAAAAGAUAACGGUGUAAGAAUAGAUACAGUAAAGGAUACUUUAAAUGAGCUCAAUGUAUGUCAAACGGAAGACUAUGUGGUCAAGCAAAAACAUGACAUCGCAGAUAAGGAUGAGGAUGAGGAGGAGGAGGAGGAGGCGGCGGGAGAAAAACACGAAAAUAAAAGCGAACUAAAGCAGUCUAAUACUGAUCAAAUCAAUAACGAAAACAUAAACGUUAAAUCUAAUACUGAUUCAUUAACUCGUGUUGACCAAGUUGUUCAUGAAGCUGAGUCAGAAGAUACUAAAACAUCAGAAGAUGUCGAACAUGUAACUAUAAUUGACGUAACAGAUGAUAAUCUACAAGAUGAGCAUUUAAAACAUGAGAGUGGAGAAGAUAAAGUUAUAGAAGCUGUAGAGGGAACUGAACAGUUAGAAACAGUAGAACAAUCACCGGAAAUCUUUGAUACUCCCGACCAAAGUAAGCACGACGAAGAGGUUACACGUGACCAAAGAGGAAGUGACGUCAGUAGUGAAAGUGACCAGGAGCAUGAAGGUCCCCCGCCAUUGGAUGACAAUGAAGAUGUUCAAUCUGCGCAUGAGCCAAGUGCAGAAACUGCUGACCCACCAAAGAACUUGUCUCCUUCAGAUGCAGUAGAUGCUUCUGAUAAGUUGAAAUCAUUGUUUGGAGAUGACAGCCAUGACGACGUCAAAGACAUCUUUGUCCCAAAGCCGAAGAUAGAUCUCACGGAUGAGCCCCCAUCCAAGCCAAUUCCUCCACCUUUAUUUGAUGACGAUGACGAGGAUGAUGACAUUGAUUGGUUCAAGUAACCGCGUGAACUUCUCCUCCGCUAGGAUCGUAAAGCAAGACAGUACACUUCUUCUAAGCUUGGUUGUGACUAGUUCAAGCAAGGCUAGUGUCACGCAUGGCUAUUGUCACGCAUGGCUAGUGUCACGCAUGGCUAGUGUCACGCAUGGCUAGUGUCACGCAUGGCUAGUGUCACGCAUGGCUAGUGUCACGCAUGGCUUGUGUCACGCACGUCUAGUGUCACGCAAGUUUGUACACUUUACGCUAGGGUUUUAACUAGUGUCACGAAACUCAGUAAGUACACUUCUCUAAGGCAGUUCAACUACGCUAGUGUUAUGCUAGUGUCACGCAAGGCUAGUGUGACUAGUGUCUCACAAGUCAGUACACCUCUCCUAGGCUAGGGUUCAGACUAGUGUGAUGCAAGGCAUCUCUCCUACGCUAGAGCUGUGGCUUAUGUCACGCAAGGUAUUUCCUACGCUAAAGCUGUGACUAGUAUAACGCAAGGUAUCUCUCCUAAACUAGGGCCGUCACUAUUGUCACUCAUGGAAGUGCCCUUACGCUUUAACCAAUAGAGUUUGAUCUACAUCCAUGUAAGUUAUUGAGCAUUCUCUACAAAGGCUGGCAAAAUCGCCUUUACAGCUAUUGGCGAUAGGAGAAAUAUACAAAUACAGAUCUAUAAGGCUUCUAAGAAAAUAAAGUUCCAAUAUUUUUAUUAUUUUUA